This is a messenger RNA of Parascedosporium putredinis, 909 nucleotides long. The record is from the annotation of a GenBank genome assembly. NCBI's taxonomy places the organism in Eukaryota, Fungi, Ascomycota, Sordariomycetes, Microascales, Microascaceae.
AUGUCCAACGAAAACAAGCCUCUUCCUUUCGUCUAUCAGUUCGGCGCCGGUGCCAUUGCCGGUGUCUCUGAGAUCUUGGUCAUGUACCCUCUCGAUGUCGUCAAGACUAGGGUUCAGCUCCAGACCAGCGCCGCUGGCGCCGACGCCUACACCGGCAUGCUCGACUGCUUCAAGAAGAUCAUCAAGACUGAGGGUGCCUCGCGUCUCUACCGUGGUAUCGCCGCCCCCAUCCUGAUGGAGGCUCCCAAGCGUGCCACCAAGUUCGCCGCCAACGACGAGUGGGGAAAGAUCUACCGCAACCUCUUCGCCAUGGACAAGAUGACCCAGCCCCUCUCCAUCCUUACUGGCGCCAGCGCCGGUGCCACCGAAUCCUUCGUCGUCGUGCCUUUUGAGCUUGUCAAGAUCCGACUCCAAGACAAGGCCUCCGCCGGCAAGUACAACGGAAUGAUGGAUGUUGUCCGCAAGACCAUCCAGAACGAGGGUCUCCUCGCCAUGUACAACGGUCUCGAGUCUACUCUCUGGAGGCACAUCACCUGGAACGCCGGUUACUUUGGCUGCAUCUUCCAGGUCAGGCAGCUUCUCCCCAAGGCUAGCGACAAGUCCGGCCAGCUCACCAACGACUUGAUCUCCGGUACCGUAGGUGGUACCGUCGGUACCAUCCUCAACACCCCCAUGGACGUUGUCAAGUCCCGCAUUCAGAACACCAUCAAGGUCCCCGGUCAGAUCCCCAAGUACAACUGGGCCUGGCCCGCUCUCUUCACCGUCGCCAGGGAGGAGGGCUUCGGCGCUCUUUACAAGGGCUUCAUCCCCAAGGUUCUCCGACUCGGACCCGGUGGUGGUAUUCUUCUCGUCGUCUUCACCGGCGUCAUGGACUUCUUCCGCACCAUGAAGUACGGACCCGACGCGUAA